This is a messenger RNA of Pelmatolapia mariae (spotted tilapia), 2298 nucleotides long. RefSeq names its product androgen receptor-like. Gene Ontology annotation, biological process: nuclear receptor-mediated steroid hormone signaling pathway; male gonad development; positive regulation of transcription by RNA polymerase II. Lineage: Eukaryota; Metazoa; Chordata; Actinopteri; Cichliformes; Cichlidae. The record is from RefSeq and is a predicted model, not a curated record. Bases 1 to 2298 code for a protein of 765 amino acids. Gene Ontology annotation, molecular function: nuclear receptor activity; estrogen response element binding; zinc ion binding. The transcript is spliced from 8 exons. Gene Ontology annotation, cellular component: chromatin; nucleus.
AUGAGCCAAACGAGCAGACAGUUAUUUUGUGCCAAAAUCUGGCCAGAGGAUAGGAAAUCAUACACAGGCGACGUCGUGACCGCUGCCAGUAUGGCGCAAAAAACUGAAGAAAGUCGCGUCUAUUUCACCAAAACCCCGGCUGGAAGCAGUGUCGGGAGUUUGGCAGAAUCCGAGAAUGCAAACCUGUACGGAUCCGGAAACAUUAUUCCGCUAGCCUGUGACAUGGAGAAACGCUGCUGCCAGACAGCUGCUGCUCCUCAGGAGGAGUUAAGCGCUGAGUGCCGAGUGGGCGACAUUCGCUCCUUUUCUGCCUGCGCCACAAUCUCAGAAACAGCCAGGGAGCUCUGCAAAGCUGUGUCCGUGUCUCUGGGUCUGACCAUGGAGUCCGGUGACACGAGCGAGGCGCACGUUUCUCUCCCCCCGUGUGCCGCAAAUGACCAAAUGAGCGCAGAGUAUUUAUUCGGGGUGGAAGCCGUGCCUGCGAACUGUCCCGGAGCCCCGGCUUCUCUCUCCGAGUACAGGUGUCCCGAGCGAGAUGAGCGCCCGCCACACGACCACAAGCAACAGGUGAAAAUGUUCAAAAGUUCAGAGCCCGCGGCAGCUUUUCAUCACCUCACUUCCACGGCGACAUCUGUGAACGCGCAAAACUUCAAGCUGUGCGAGGCUGAUGACAUAACUCCGAAAGAGAUAGAUCACCUGGACAUAGCUUGCGCUGCCUCUUGCCCUUACGCCCCAGCUGCGCCCGAGCCUUUGGCACAGUUCGAACCCGCGGCUACACAGAGGCCGUGCGGAGCUUACAACCCCGUGGAGGAAGAGGGAGACGUCGGAGAUGCCGGGGAGAAUAGGUCCUUGGGGUUUCAGGCAGAACGGUACGGCGUCAAAGUCAAAUCUGAGGGAAGUACAUCUGCAGGGGCGUUGUGGGUCAGCAGGCCUAAUUACAGCUUCGGCGACAAGUACAACUUGCAGUUUUGGGGGUCGAGGCAGUGCAUGAACGUGCAGAGCUCGGGAGCAAACUCCCCGUUUAUAUGCAAUCCAUAUGACGGGACCGUAAUGCGCCGUGAACAGUGGUACCCUGGCGGGAUGCUGAGGACGCCUUAUCCCAACUCCAGCUACAUGAAGGGUGAAGUCGGCGAAUGGCUGGAUGUCACUUACAACGACACCAGGUUUGAGUCCAGUAGAGAACACAUGUUUCCCAUGGAGUUCUUCUUUCCCCCACAGAGGACAUGCCUCAUCUGCUCGGACGAGGCAUCUGGCUGCCAUUACGGCGCACUCACCUGUGGCAGCUGCAAGGUUUUCUUCAAAAGGGCUGCCGAAGGCAAGCAGAAAUACCUGUGUGCAAGCAAGAAUGACUGCACUAUUGAUAAGCUAAGAAGAAAGAACUGCCCCUCCUGUCGCCUGAAGAAGUGCUUUGAGGCUGGGAUGACUCUUGGAGCACGUAAGCUGAAGAAGAUUGGACAACAGAAAAGCCCAGAAGAAGAUCAUGGUGCUCAGGAUCCAGUGGAGGUUAUCCCGAACGUCUCUCCUAAAUCUGGUGUGCAACUGAACUCCCACCUGGUCUUCCUCAACAUCCUGGAGUCCAUUGAGCCAGAGGUUGUGAAUGCAGGCCAUGACUAUGGCCAGCCGGACUCCGCUGCCACCCUGCUCACCAGCCUCAACGAACUGGGAGAGAGACAACUUGUCAAAGUGGUCAAAUGGGCAAAAGGAUUGCCAGGUUUCAGAAAUCUCCACGUGGAUGACCAGAUGACUAUCAUUCAGCAGUCAUGGAUGGGGGUGAUGGUGUGUGCCUUGGGAUGGAGGUCCUAUAAGAAUGCCAGUAGCAGGAUGCUAUACUUUGCCCCAGACCUUGUGUUCAAUGAACACAGAAUGCACAUUUCCACCAUGUACGAGCACUGCAUACGGAUGAGGCAUCUCUCUCAGGAGUUUGAGAUGUUGCAGAUCACCCAGGAAGAGUUUCUCUGCAUGAAGGCCUUGCUCCUCUUUAGCAUUAUUCCCGUUGAGGGUCUGAAGAGUCAGAAGUACUUUGACGAAUUGCGUCUCACCUACAUCAAUGAACUCGACCGCCUCAUCAACUUUCAAACGACUACGAACACAUCUCAGAGGCUCUACCAGCUCACACGACUCAUGGACUCUCUCCAGAUGACCGUAAAGAAGCUCCAUCAGUUUACCUUCGACCUUUUUGUCCAGGCUCAGUCACUGCACACCAAGGUCAGCUUUCCAGAGAUGAUUGGAGAAAUAAUCUCAGUACAUGUACCAAGGAUCUUGGCAGGUUUGGCUAAACCAAUCUUGUUUCAUAAGUAG